This is a messenger RNA of Drosophila virilis, 2475 nucleotides long. Its product is annotated as T-complex protein 11-like protein 1. Lineage: Eukaryota; Metazoa; Arthropoda; Insecta; Diptera; Drosophilidae. Gene Ontology annotation, biological process: signal transduction. The record is from RefSeq and is a predicted model, not a curated record.
ACGCCUGGCUAGCUGAUCAAUUUUGCUUGCAGUGGAGCUGCAUAUGCGCCCUAUUCUCGAAUGUUGUGGAACAUCUGCAAGCGAGCAACAACAGCAACAACAAUAACAACACAACAGAGCAAGCACAACAAACAAAGGUGGCCUGCGUUAGUUCAAUUUGAAAUUUGUACAUUCAUAACAUUAUUACUCACAUUACAAUUUGGACGUCGUAAGCGCGACAAGCGUACGGUUAAAAUAAAAUGCUUUAAAAUUGUGGAAAACGUGUUUAAAAAAUAAAAAACCUAAAAAAAUUCGUAUAACAAUAUUAAAUUAGACGUGCAAGUUCUAUUCAAGCAAUACAAAUUUUCGAAGAAUUCAGUUCCUAACGGUGAAAACCAGUUGCACGACAAAAACAACUCGAGAGCAAGAUCAAACCAAUCAGCAUAUUUCCAAUUGGAAAACUCGAAUUUGCAGUCUAAAAUGGACGCCAAAGAGGACAACAAACAGCAGCAGCAGGAGCAGCCCACACGGAACACGGAUGUGCCAAUGCGCACGGACAGCGAGAGCUCCACGGAUAGCACAAUGCGCUUUGUGCUGCCCAGCCUCGAUGGCAGUCCGCCAAAGGUGGUCACCAUGGACGAGGUGGCCGGCAUGCUAAAGGAUCUCAAGAACAUGGAGCUGGCGCAUGAGAUAGCGCUCAAUCCGGAGUUCAAGCUGCAGCCAUACGAGCCGCCCCUAGACAGCCUGGAGGGUCGCAUUAAGGCCAUGGUGCACAAGGCCUUUUGGAAUUUGCUGCGCGAGCAACUGGAACGUGAUCCGCCCUCUUAUGAUCAGGCCAUACGGCUGCUGGGCGAGAUCAAGGAGGAUUUUCCGCAGCUGCUCUCGCCGAACAAUGCGAAUGCAUUGAGCCGCAUCAAUGCUACCCUGGACGAGGCUCUAAUCCGCCAGCAGGCGGAGCAGGGCACCCUGGACUUUCGAUCAUACGCCAAUUUUGUCAUCCAGCUGCUGGCGAGCAUGUGCGCGCCGGCACGCGAUGAAACGGUGGCCAAGCUGCGCGAAAUCGAUGAUGUUAUCGAUACAUUCCGGGGCAUUCUGGAGACCAUGUCUCUGAUGAAGCUGGACAUGGCCAACUUUAUGGUGUCCGCGGCACGCAACGAUAUUGCGGCCAACUCUGUGGAGUAUGAGAAGCGAAAGUUUAGCACAUAUUUGCGCGAAUUUCAUGGAAAUGUUGGCUUUCCGGCCACUGAGGAUUGGCUGCAGCGUCAUCGGGCCGGCUGCAGCAGCAAUGAUGACAUCAUCUUCAAUGCGUUCAGGCAGCUGCUCAACUAUCCGGCGGACAAGGAGUUUCCGGAGCUGCUGAGCAUCGAUAAGGAGCGCUUCGGCGGUCUCAGCUGGCGCGGCCAGCGUCUUAUACUGUGCGCCUCGCUCAUCUCGAUAGCGCAGGGUGUGCCGGUCAUAUCGCAGCGACGCGAAAAUCGCGUCAAGCUGGCCCAGCAGCUGGACAUCCUUGUCCAGGACGUGAAGCGCGAGGACCAACUGAGCGCCGCCCUCGACGGCUGCUACGAGCAGAUACGCGCAUUCAUCAACAAAGCGCUGGAGAACGAGCAGCUGCCUCCGCUCAGCGAGCCGCAGCAGGCGCAGAUCCAGACCCAAGUCCAGCAGCUGGUCAACAAGACGUCGCCCGUGCGCACGCUCAUGGCCAAUCGAUUGGAUGGAUUUGUGCGCGUCGCGCUGCGCUCGAACGGCAACAUACCGCCGCCGCCCGCCGGCUUUGCGGACUUUGAGGAGGAGCUGGUCGCCUUUAUUGCCUCGUUCCGGCGUCUUGUCGGCUACAAUCACGCCGUCUUCGGGGAAUACUUUACCCAGCUGCUCAAUGGCAAGCAGCCCGCGGUCGAUGCCAACAACGGCGGCAGCAGCAGCACCAACAGCAGCAACACCGCCGGCAACAACAGCAGCAGCAGCAACAACAACAACAACAACAGCCUGGCAGCGACUGCUGCUGGCCUGGCCCAAACGGCCAAGCCUUAAAGCGAGCGAGCGAGAGAGCGAUAGAGAGAGCGAGAGAGUGUGAGUGAGAGAGAGAGGAAGACGACGCCUGCUGGGGCUCAUGCGUUGGAAGCGCAAAUGUUGAUGCAUUAACUAGCUAAAGCCCAAAAACCCACGAGCCACAACAACAACAACAACAGCAACAACAUGGACAACAACAUUUGUUAUGACACGCAAAACUGGCACAAAUUCUGCGCAAGUCCUUAACUAAUUAAGCCUAGCUAAUAGCCAAAUGCAACAGCAACAAUUGUUAAACGAGUGCGCUUAGAGCCAAGUGCUAAACUAGGCCUAAGAUAAAGCACCCAACACACACACACACACACGUUUGUGGGCUGCGUGCGAGAAGGAGGGCGUCUGUGAUAAAAGUAAAAGCAAAGAAAAGCCAACGUUCAAGAAGAAAACGAACACAACACACAACUAAGCAAAUAGCUAGCUAUAUUCGGGCCUAAA